Calliphora vicina (urban bluebottle blowfly) is the source of this 3458-nucleotide messenger RNA. It is a transcript of the gene bab1, whose product is annotated as bric a brac 1. The record is from RefSeq and is a predicted model, not a curated record. Gene Ontology annotation, molecular function: DNA binding; protein binding. The transcript is spliced from 4 exons. Gene Ontology annotation, cellular component: nucleus. Lineage: Eukaryota; Metazoa; Arthropoda; Insecta; Diptera; Calliphoridae. The coding region runs from base 63 to 3458 and encodes 1131 amino acids. Gene Ontology annotation, biological process: regulation of transcription by RNA polymerase II.
AAAUACCGAAAUUAUUGCUACAUUAUAAUUACAAUAGUCAAUAACUGUGUUAAUACAUAAUAAUGGAUACAAAUAGCCCUCCACCACGUGCUGUCAGCAGUCAAGGGCAAGCAGGUACUGCCGGAGUUAGGGAGGUAGAUUCGCCGUUUCGGGAUUCUCAGGAGACGAAGCAAAGCUCAUCAAGACCUCCUUCAAGACCCUCUUCGGUUCUGCCCCAUAUAUUGGCUUCUUUUGUUAAUAGUCCUACAGCAUCGAGCAGUAAAAAGGCCAGUCCUGACAGAAGAGAAGAAUCCUUAGGGUGUAAACGCAGUCCAACCUUAAAAUCACCCUUAGCACACUCUGAUAGAUGUCCCUCAACUCCUAUCUGUGGCGUGCCACCUUUCUCACCUCAAUCGGAUCGUUCGUCUUGCGGCUCGACAUCCGCAACUGCGCCCCAACAGUUUUGUCUACGUUGGAACAACUACCAAAGUAACCUUACCAGUGUCUUUGAUCAGCUGCUGCAGAAUGAAUCUUUUGUGGAUGUCACUUUGGCCUGUGAUGGACGUUCCAUUAAAGCUCAUAAAAUGGUGCUGUCGGCCUGUUCUCCCUACUUCCAGACGCUCUUCUCCACCACACCCUGUCAACAUCCCAUAGUCAUAAUGCGUGACGUCAACUGGUUCGAGCUUAAAUCCAUAGUCGAUUUUAUGUACAAGGGAGAGAUAAAUGUAAGUCAAGAGCAAAUUGGCCCCUUGCUACGAAUAGCCGAAAUGUUAAAAGUCCGAGGCUUAGCCGAUGUCAGCAAUAUCGCUGGUACCACCCAUCUUAGUACACAGCAAGAUCAGUCUAACGAAAAGGAUUUGUACUCCUCACAAACCAUAAUGGAGUCACCGAAAAGACAUGAAUUACUCACAUCCCCCUCAACGAAAAGACCUCCGAGCCAAUCGCACGAUUCUGAUAACGAACGAUCCGAACACGACAGAGACAUUUGCUCGUUGACAGAAACGGAGCGAAAAAGUCGUUUGGAGCAAUCUGAUUGGGACAUAACGGGUUCAGUAAAAACCUCUGAGAGUAGUAGUUUAGAAUUGCGCUUAUCGCCCUUGCAGCACCAACAACAUUUACUGGGAAGAAAUGUUCGAAAACGUAGAUGGCCGUCCGCUGAUGCAAUAUUUAAUCCGCCCGAAAGUCCACUAAGUAGUUUAAUUGCCGCCGAGAGAGCCGAACAGGAAAGAGAACGAGAAAGAACGCGAGAACGUGAAAAGUCGCGAGAAGUAACACUUUUCACACCACCAAUUCCCGUUACAACUUGUUCUUCCGGCGCCACCUCAAGUCUCAAUAGUGGCAUGAGUACAACCGUACUGGAUUCCAGAGUACUUAUGGAUAUAACAUCGCCAUCACCAACGCCCACACCAAAUCUACUACCACCUGCAAGGACUCCGUCGGGAAUGUUGACGCCAUCACCUCAUUUACAGAUCUCACAUCAUCAUUCUCAUCAGCCACUUCAGUCUCAUCGCUCAUCACCUGCCUCGUCUGUUACUUCAACGCACCCGUCCAGCAUUUUAAGUAGACCUUUAACACCUUCCCCAGCCAAUGUGGGUCAUGCUGGUACCGGCAGCAGCCGACUGGAGGGCAGUCAAAUGUCUGGAGACUCCCAUCGAUUUCCUCUAGGUCCCGCUCAAGCUGCAGCUAUGGCGGCGGCAGCUUCACAAAUGGAUUUAGGUAAUACAAAUACCAUGGGUAUGAGACCACAUUCCUCCUCAGGUCCUCCUAUGGUCUCAGUGCCGGGUCAUCAUACAACAUCGCUGGUGGAAGAUCUAGAAAUAAAACCAGGAAUAGCGGAAAUGAUACGAGAAGAAGAAAGGGCGAAAAUGUUGGAAAAUUCGCAUGCCUGGAUGGGAGCAUCUAGUUCAUCAAUAGCAGCAGACAGUUAUCAGUAUCAAUUGCAGUCCAUGUGGCAGAAAUGUUGGAAUACAAAUCAAAGUUUAAUGCAUCAUUUGCGAUUUCGAGAACGUGGUCCUUUGAAGUCAUGGCGUCCCGAGACAAUGGCAGAAGCUAUUUUUAGUGUGCUGAAAGAGGGUUUGUCACUUUCGCAGGCAGCACGAAAGUAUGAUAUUCCUUAUCCCACAUUUGUGUUAUAUGCCAACCGGGUGCACAAUAUGCUGGGACCAUCUAUUGAUGGAGGCCCCGAUUUGAGGCCGAAAGGCAGAGGUCGGCCGCAACGCAUUCUGCUGGGUAUCUGGCCGGAUGAGCAUAUCAAGGGUGUCAUAAAAACUGUUGUCUUCCGCGAUGCCAAAGAUCUGAAGGAUGAAGGUCUGGGUCACAUGCCCUAUGGACGCCAUUCGGAGGGACCAUUAAGUUAUUCUGGAGUUGCUGGACAAUGUCCUAAUGGAAUGCCAGGUGCCACCGGCGACCAGAUGUCGCAAGAAGCCACAGCUGCAGCAGUGGCGGCAGUUGCUCAUAAUAUACGUCAGCAAAUGCAAAUGGCGGCAGCAGCUCAACAACAACAACAGCAGCUUGGCGAGGGCCAUGGUGGGCCGAAUCUGUUUAAUCUUCCGCCUCAUAUGGCUAGCGGUGGUCCCAUGACGGGACCGCCUGGCUCAGGAGGAGUGCCUCUACCUAAAGCAAGUAUUUCUCCGGCACUAAGCUCUUCAUCGAAUACGGCUGGCAUUAGCUCAAUGAUGGGGCCACGACAUGUUCCUUCACCUUGUGGACCCAAUUUGCCGGGUAUGCCCCAACUGCCGCCUGGCAUGGCUGUGGCUUUGCACAUGGCAGGCAGUGGUCCGGGUGGUCGUUGUGAUCCCAGUAGUGUUUUAAGUCAACAGCAACAACAUCAACUCCAACAUUUGCAUUUACAGCAGCAACAUGCUCUUCAUCAACAACAACAGCAGCAGCAGCAACAACAACAACAGCAAAAGCAUCAACAGCAACACCAAAUGACAUUUGGGCCACACACCUCAUCACUGAGCCACUCCUCGAUUGGCGGCACCCCCUCACACACGAUGGUUCAUCAAUCACUGCAAAAAACAACGACGGCUUCCUCAACAAAACCACACUCUUCCACAUCAUCGCCGUCCAGACGCAACAGUCCCCACAGUCUUACGCCAUUACAUUCCCCCCUAACCGAACUGGGUUUAGAAAUGAGUUUCAAACCAUCCCGCCCAUUUUCACCCUCCCGUCUAUUUUCCGAUGAUAUUUCCGAUAUUGUUGGUGUUGCUGCCUCACCCCUGCGAUCACCCUCAACAUCGUCGCAUCCAUCAUCAUCAGUAGCAGUUACGACAGCAACGAUAACCACCACUAGCAGUAUUAAUACAGCCACCGUCAGAGCAUCUUCCUUAGAGCCAUCAGCAUCCGCUACAUCACAAAUGCAACAAGCAACAGGAGCAGGAUUAGGAUCAGGAGCUAUUGAUAGUACAGCAUCCGCAUCAAGCAACAUAAGUUCCACGGGGAUUAAACUCGAACCCAUUACGACAACUAACGAUUAA